AUGGCUUCCUCUCCUUUGAGAUCAAAAACCGGUUUCCAUGCUCGCUCUGUUAGCUUGCCCUCUAGAUCCCAUCCGCUCAUUCCUCAAUUCGAGGAGCAUUUGUGCAGAGUAAAGGCUUCUGAAGCCGCAUCCAUCAGCAACAGACCAAGUGGUCUUGAACAGCUGUAUGAUUGCGUGGAUGAAUUGCUUUUGUUGCCACACACUCAACAAGUAUUUGCCCAACAACGCCACGAAAAAUGGGUUGAUGAGGCAUUAGACAGGUAUGUGAGGCUGCUGGAUGUGUGUGCAAUUGCUAAAGACGUCUUCUCACAAGCAAAGCAAGACGUACAAGAGCUACUCUCAAUCCUUCGUAGAAGACGUGAUACAAAUGACUUUGGUGACUACUUGUCCUCAAGAAAGAAGGCUAAGAAGGUGAUCCAAAAGUGCCUAAAGAAUUUGAAGGGUGCUUUCAGAAACAAUGAAAGCAUCAUAUCUUUAGACAAUGACCAUGAAACCAUGGCCAUUGUUAGUAUGUUGAGUCAAGUUGAAGCUGUCACUCUCAACGUGUGCGAGUCCAUGCUGUCCUAUACCGCGGGGACAAAGGUGCAAUCAAGGCCGAGCAGAUGGUCUUUGGUGUCCAAACUGAUGCACAAGAAAAAUGCAUCAGGUCAAGAUGAAGAAACAGAUAUGAACGAGUUUGACAACGUCGAUGCUGCAUUGCACUCCCUCAUAGGUCACAAGACAACCAUGUCUGAUAAAGGCACGUGUGCUGAGAAUGUGCAAAACCAAGUGAAGAAAUUGGAGUGGAGCAUUCAAGAUCAUGAAGAAGGACUCCAGUCCUUGUUCAGGCGCUUAAUCAAAACUAGAGUUUCCCUCCUCAACGUUCUCAACCACUAG
Messenger RNA from Cornus florida, 876 nucleotides. RefSeq lists its product as uncharacterized. Gene Ontology annotation, biological process: root development; shoot system development. The record is from RefSeq and is a predicted model, not a curated record. The transcript has a single exon. Lineage: Eukaryota; Viridiplantae; Streptophyta; Magnoliopsida; Cornales; Cornaceae. The coding region runs from base 1 to 876 and encodes 291 amino acids.